GCUUCGUUCAGAGUAUGACGGUUUUGUAAGCAUAUUGUAAAGAAGACAAUUUUUUUAAAGAUAAAGUUUUAAAAUGAAGUGAACAGCGCUCAGAGGGAAAGGAAGUUUAGUAAUCCCAAUCAAGGAAGUACUGAUCAGAAAUAUUAUGAUCUUAAUGUUAUAAAAAAUAUUAUGAAUAACAAAGGGUAAAAGGAAACAAUUAAUUAAAUAAAAAAGCAAGCAACAUGUUUUCCUUGUGUCCUAAUUUCACUCCUCGUGGAAAUCAAUCAGAAGAACAAGCACAAUUUUUCAACUAUUACAACGGUAACGGAGGCAAGCAAGUUAAAGGAGGAUAUCUAUUACGUUAUAAAAAAACAAUUUUAUGGUCGAAUUCCUGGAGUGAAGAAUGGGUCGUUCUUUAUGACGACAGUACCAUGGCUUGGUUUACGGAACCUGGAAAGUCUUCGCCUAAUGGAAAAAUUUUAGUAAAAGAAGCCCCAGAAAUGUUGGCAAUUUCCCAAUGGACCGGCCAAAUUCCUCGACGGCCUCAUCUUCCAGAAGGUUGUUCGGUGACACAGUUGAUUGCAUUAGGAUCAAGACGAAAGCGUUCAAAAGUUUAUUGGAUGUUAGCUCAAUCAGAACAAGAAGUUAGCGAAUGGAUGGUGGCGAUUACAAAAACGCUACCACCACCCCCACAAAUUGAACUGAUUUUGGAAAAGCAUAGUUUGGGUAUUUUACGACGGCCACUUGUAAGAAUUAGACCUUCUUCACAUUCAGAAAUUCUGAUACGAAAUCAUGAAGAGAAAUAUGUUACAAAUAUUCCGAAAAUCAAGUCGCAAACACCUGUAGCAAUAAUUAAGAAGAACCUUGAACCAGAUUCACUUGAUAAAGGAACAUUAGCAUGUGCUAUUCCUUGGGGAUAUGGUUGGGGUUGGGUUACAUUACCUAAUGGAAUUUGGAAUGGCGCUUUGACGUGGUCACAAUGUGAUGAUGCUAUUUUAUUGCACGCGCUCCCUUCCACUGAUUGCACAAAUAUCGUUGAAGGUUGUGAAGUUUAUAAUCACAUUGGUCAUGGUGCUCACAUUGAGCCUUAUGCGCAUUCUGUUGAAGUCUCUGCAAUAGAUGAUGUUGCAGCUGAAGAUUACGAUUAUGCUGUUGAUUGUGGUGACUUCAUCUUUUAAAGGAAAUGAAUAAGAACAAAAAAUAUUUAACAAUUGCGCAUUAGAAGAAGUUUGAUACCGAUUUUGAAACUUUUAAAACCUGGAAUAUUGAUAUCGUUAUAUUUUUAAAAUUGAAUGCAUUAAGCAGACGAAGUUUUGAGCUUUAAUCAUAUUACGCUGCCAGAAAUUGUAUUGCACAAAGCUCAAGAUUUUCUAUCUAUGUCCAUACAACAUACAUAAUCAAGAAGCAAUCACGAUUGGCUCAUCAAACAUUUUGACAACAUAAAAUCUCUUUUUAAAAAAUAAAUAAGGAGAGAACACAAGAAAUGAGAAAGAUUUUUUACUUCACGAUAUCUUGAGAAUCAUCAACUCAUUUAAAAUGAAAGAAUUUUAGGAAACGAGAUGAAAUUUUUAUCGAGCAGGAAGUGCUAACAAUAUGUAUUAAAAAAAGAUUCUCAA
Molecule: messenger RNA, 1598 nt
Organism: Clunio marinus
Lineage: Eukaryota; Metazoa; Arthropoda; Insecta; Diptera; Chironomidae
Source: the annotation of a GenBank genome assembly